Penicillium cataractarum is the source of this 2739-nucleotide messenger RNA. RefSeq lists its product as uncharacterized. The record is from RefSeq and is a predicted model, not a curated record. The coding region runs from base 1 to 2739 and encodes 912 amino acids. NCBI's taxonomy places the organism in Eukaryota, Fungi, Ascomycota, Eurotiomycetes, Eurotiales, Aspergillaceae. The transcript has a single exon.
AUGGCUUCCACUGGGGCUCUCCCUCAGACCCUCAAGUCCAUCACUGCCACCAAAAUCAACGAGCUGUCCAAGCAGCGAGUCCUAUUCGACAAACGCAAAACUGAUAUCCUCGCGGCUGCAGAUGCUGCCCCCGACCUGCGUACCCGAGCUCGCGUUCUUUUAGACGGCCUUUCCCGCCUGAAAGGAUAUCCCAAGGACGCCCUCGAUAAAGACGACUUGGAUCUGGAGGUCAGCUCUUCGGACAAUGACUCGGAAGAUUUGGAAGUCACCUCGCCAGGUAUGGGUCAGUUAUACCAAGCGGACCACACCAAUAUUCGCCGAUUCCUUCUCCAAGGCCGUUAUGACCCUUCGAUCUCGGACUCUGCCUUGAAUGACUGGAUUGCUCGACUGGAAAAGGAUCUACGCUUUUUGGAGCUCAAGCAUGAGCAUGCUUCAUUCUACAGCAAGCUGGUUACCGAGUGGCUUUCAAACCUGGACGACGCGGCUGCAUCUCCCGAUGUCGACCAGACAGAUGAUGCGGCUUCUGCCAAAUCUGACGCUGGCUUUGAAAAUGUGGGCCGGACAGAGAUGCAUGAGCAGCGUGCACAGUGGGAGUCUCUGGUCUUUACGACUGAUACCGAGGUGAAUGAAGACGCCAUCAAAGCUUACCUCGACGAAUUAUUCAAAAAGACCAAGUUGUCCCGUCAGGCACUCAAGGAGCUUCGUGAGAACCUUCGCGGGUUCGGCACCGAACUGGCAACUAAGGGGGAGUGGCUGGACGUCGAGGAGCUUCAAUGGGUGUCCAAGGCGCUAAUGAAGACCGAUCUGCUCAGUGCCGAGAAAACGACUAUUCUCAAGGAAUUCAUGCGCAACAAAGAAGUCUUGCAGGAGGUGGCAGAUGUUCUCAAUAUGCGUCUCGCGUCCCUUGACAGCUGGUCCUGGGGUAGUGACGGCAUUCCGAUCGAAAUGCGCCGCCAACUUAACGGUAAAUACCGCGUUUUCAUGGACGAAGACCUACUCGACAGCCUGUUGUUGCAGUAUCUAGGAUCCACAUGGGCUGUCCGGCUGCACUUGGCGUUCAAGUACUUUUUCAGUUCGCAGGCAUGGAUUUCGGUACAUGAGGACAUCCCAAAGGAAGAUAUUGAGAGACGCAAGUACUUCCUUGGGAAGGCAACAAAUGUUGGUGACUCUGGCAUCAAUCAGAUUCGGAAGCGCACCUACGGUGACAAAUACUUCAUGAGUCAACUGCCCACUUCCCUCGAGGAGGGUGUUCGAAGCUACGACGACAACUCUCAGGUCAAGAAUGCGUUGGAUACCAAGCACUCACUUCUCCAUCUGUUGAUCACUGAGUCUCUGAUCUACAAAGAUCGGCACGGCGAUUUUACUGCAAUCCGGUCCGAUUACCAGUGGUUUGGCCCCUCUUUGCCUCACGUCACAGUUCUUACAGUCUUGGAAUACUUUGGCAUCCCAGAGAUGUGGUUGAACUUUUUCAAGGUGUUCCUGGAGGCCCCGCUCAAGUUUGUUCAGGAUGGUCCCACUACCUCAACCCAGAUCCGAAAGCGUGGCGUCCCGAUGAGCCACACUCUUUCAGACGUUUUUGGCGAAGCGGUUCUGUUCUGUAUGGACUAUUCGGUCAAUCAACAUACCAAUGGUGGAGUCUUGUAUCGCCUACACGAUGACUUCUGGUUCUGGGGUGCCGAGAAAACCUGCGAGACGGCCUGGGUGGCGAUGACUCAGUAUGCCAGGGUCAUGGGCCUGAAAUUUAAGGAGGAGAAGACUGGCACCGUUCACAUGGGACAAUCUGGGGACAGGAAGGAUUCCGUUCUCCCGUCUGGCGAAAUUCGCUGGGGUUUCUUGAUUCUCGAUGCAGACCAAGGCAGAUUCGUCAUUGAUCAGGCGCAGGUGGACCAGCAUAUCGAAGAGCUUGACCGACAGCUCUCAUCUUGCAAGAGUGUCUUUACCUGGGUACAGGCAUGGAAUGGAUACUUUGGGCGGUUCUUCACCAACAACUUUGCGAGACCCGCCAUGUGUUUUGGCCGCGAUCACAUCGACAUGGCAGUCUCGACGCUGAGCCGUAUCGAGCGAACUCUCUUCAGCAAAACUUCCAACAUGACUUCCGAGAACGGAACCAGCGUCACCAACUACCUGCGCUCUGUCAUUGCUGAACGAUUUGGCAUUCACGGCCUGCCCGAGGGAUUCUUCUAUUACCCCGUCGAACUGGGAGGUCUCGGACUGCUGAACCCGUACAUCCGACUCCUUGCCAUGCGUGAAAACAUCAAGCAGACGCCCCAGAGACUCCUCCAAAGGGCCGCCCUCUAUGAUGAAGCUGCCUACCACGUGGCCAAGGGACGCUUUGAGAAGCAGGGCUCGGACUUCCUGAAGACCUGGAAGGACAAAAAUGGCGAAGCCCUCCCAUUCAUGUCGCUGGAGGAGUACACACGGUACCCCGAGACAUACAGCUUGUGCCUUCAGCAGGCAUACGAAAAGCUGAUCGAGGUGCCGGAGGAGCGGAGUGUGGCAGCCACCGCGAGCUUCACCAAGAAUCAGACGGGGCUGAAAGGACCUAGGGGCAAGGCAAUCAAGCCAGGCCCGAUCUCGGCGGUCUGGAAUAAAAUGACUCCCUACUGGCACUGGGUUGCAGAGCUGUAUCAUGAUGAGAUGGUGCGCACCUAUGGAAGUCUGGCUGCUGUGAACCGGGAGUUCAUGCCUCUGGGGGUUGUGAAGACUCUGAAGGAGGGGCGUUUCAGAUGGCAGGGUUGA